Molecule: messenger RNA, 6054 nt
Organism: Conger conger (European conger)
Lineage: Eukaryota; Metazoa; Chordata; Actinopteri; Anguilliformes; Congridae
Product: voltage-dependent L-type calcium channel subunit alpha-1D-like
Exons: 46
Coding region: 13-6054 (2013 amino acids)
Biological process (GO): calcium ion import across plasma membrane
Cellular component (GO): voltage-gated calcium channel complex; membrane
Molecular function (GO): high voltage-gated calcium channel activity; calcium ion binding
Source: RefSeq, a predicted model, not a curated record
CGCUCGGAGACCAUGAACUCGGAGGCGGCCAGCUCCUCUGCCACGCAGCGGCGCAGGACUGCGUACGGGAAGAAGCAGGUGCAGGUGGGGGGGGCCGGGAUGAGGGCGCCCCGCGCCCUCUUCUGCCUCACGCUCACCAACCCCAUCCGCAUGGCCGCCCUCGCCAUCGUGGAGUGGAAACCCUUUGACAUCUUCAUCUUGCUCGCCAUCUUUGCCAACUGUGUGGCCUUGGGUGUGGCCAUCCCUUUUCCUGAAGAGGACUCUAACGCAACCAACCAUAACCUGGAGAAAGUGGAGUACGUGUUCAUGAUCAUCUUCACCAUCGAGACCUUCAUGAAGAUCCUGGCCUACGGCCUGGUGAUGCACCCCAAUGCUUACACGCGAAACGGCUGGAACUUGCUGGAUUUCGUCAUUGUCAUCGUUGGGCUGUUCAGUGUGGUCCUGGAGCAGAUGACACACAAGCCGGGCGAGGCCCAUCACAUGGCGGGGAAGCCGGGAGGGCUGGAUGUCAAAGCACUGAGAGCUUUCAGAGUCCUCAGGCCCCUCAGACUGGUAUCUGGAGUACCCAGUCUGCAGAUUGUGCUGAACUCCAUCAUGAAGGCCAUGGUGCCCCUGCUGCACAUCUCCCUGUUGGUGCUCUUCGUCAUCAUCAUCUACGCCAUCAUCGGCCUGGAGCUCUUCAUCGGCAGAAUGCACAAGACCUGCUUCUACAAGGGCACAGACAACAUGGUGGACGAGGACCCCGUUCCGUGCGCGUUUGCAGGAAACGGGCGGCUGUGCCUCCAGAACGGGACUGAGUGCCGGGGGAAGUGGGUCGGGCCCAACGGAGGCAUCACCAACUUUGAUAACUUCUUCUUCGCCAUGCUGACGGUCUUCCAGUGCAUCACCAUGGAGGGCUGGACUGACCUACUGUACUGGAUGAAUGAUGCAAUAGGGUUUGAGCUGCCUUGGAUUUACUUUGUUACUCUGGUCAUUUUUGGCUCUUUCUUCGUACUCAACCUUGUGCUGGGAGUGUUGAGCGGAGAGUUCUCCAAAGAGAGGGAGAAGGCGAAGAAGCGCGGAGACUUCCAGAAGAUGAAGGAGAAGCAGCAGAUGGAGGAGGACAUGGUGGGGUACAUGGACUGGCUCAUGCAGGCGGAGGAGAUCAUCGCCGAGGAGCAGGGCAACACCGAUGGCAUAUCGGAUAAGAAGAAGCGGAAGUUCGGCUGGUUUGGCCACUCUGAAGAUGGUAGUGACGAGGACGAAGAUGAGGAGAACAAAAUAUACAUUGACGAUGAUGAAGGCCUCUGUGCCACCUGCUGCGCUCGGAUAAUGGCAACAGCCAUUUGUGAGCAGAUGCGCCGUAUGAACUUCUCCAUCCGCAAGACCUGCCGAGCCGCCGUCAAAUCCUCGCUGUUCUACUGGCUGGUGCUGCUCCUGGUGUUCCUGAACACGGCCGCCAGCGCCUCCGAGCACUACAACCAGCCAGAGUGGCUCACCGGCGUGCAGGAGUCGGCCAAUCGGAUCCUGCUGACGCUCUUCACCCUGGAGAUGCUGAUGAAGAUGUACAGCCUGGGCUUCAAGGUGUACUUCAAGGCCUUCUUCAACCGCUUCGACUGCUUCGUGGUGUGCAGCGGCAUCCUGGAGACCAUCCUGGUGGAGCUGGAGGUCAUCCCGCCCAUCGGCAUCGCCGUGCUGCGCUGCGUGCGGCUCCUCCGCAUCUUUAAGGUCACGCGGCACUGGUCAUCUCUGUCCAACCUGGUGACCUCGCUGCUCAACUCCAUGAAGUCCAUCGCCUCCCUGCUGCUCCUGCUCUUCCUCUUCCUCAUCAUCUUCGCCCUGUUGGGGAUGCAGCUGUUCGGGGGCAAAUACAACUUUGACGAGACGCAGACCAAGAGGAGCACCUUCGACACCUUCCCUCAGGCCCUCCUCACCUGUUUCCAGAUCCUGACCGGGGAGGACUGGAACUCUGUGAUGUACGACGGCAUCAUGGCGUACGGAGGGCCCAGCUUCCCUGGAAUGAUCGUCUGCAUAUACUUCGUUAUUCUCUUCAUCUGCGGAAACUACAUCCUGCUGAACGUCUUCUUGGCCAUUGCUGUGGACAACCUGUCUACUGUCGGCCAAAACUUGGAGGAGAAGACGGAUGACGAAGAGGAGGAUGAGGAUGAAGAUGACGAAGAGGAUGAAGACGAUGAGGAAGGGGGAAGGAAAAAGGUGGAAGAGGAGGAAGAGGAAGACCUGGACGACGGUGAAGGGGGUUCAGCAUUAAAGGUGGCUGAUUUUGCCCCUCCAAAAGAGAAGAUCGUCCCCAUACCUGAUGGCAAUGCCUUCUACUGCAUGGGCAAGACCAAUCCGAUUCGGACUGGCUGCCACUGGCUGAUUCAUCAUCACAUCUUCACCAACCUCAUCCUGGUCUUCAUCAUCCUCAGUAGCAUCUCGCUGGCUGCAGAAGACCCAAUCAGGGCGCACUCGUUCAGGAAUAAUGUCCUGGGCUAUGCUGACUACGCCUUCACCUCCAUAUUCACUGUGGAAAUCUUGCUAAAGAUGACCGUGUACGGAGGGUUUGUGCACAAAGGGUCUUUCUGCAGAAACUGGUUCAACCUGCUGGACCUGCUGGUAGUCAGCGUGUCCCUUGUAUCCUUCUUCCUCCAUUCGAGUGCGAUCUCCGUGGUGAAGAUCUUUAGGGUGUUAAGAGUGCUCAGGCCCCUCCGAGCUAUCAACAGAGCCAAGGGACUGAAGAACGUAGUGCAGUGCGUAUUCGUGGCCAUCAGGACCAUCGGGAACAUCAUGAUUGUGGCCACACUCCUGCAGUUCAUGUUUGCCUGCAUCGGAGUUCAGCUCUUCAAGGGUAAAUUUUUCAGAUGCACUGAUGAAGCUAAAAACACUCCUGAGGAAUGCAAGGGGACCUUUGUAGUGUACAAGGAUGGGGACGUGGCACACCCCACCAUGAAGGAGAGAGUGUGGUACAACAGCGACUUCAACUUCGACAACGUGCUGAUGGGCAUGAUGGCACUCUACACUGUGUCCACCUUCGAAGGCUGGCCCGUUAUUCUGUACCAAGCUAUUGAUGCCAAUGCUGAAAACAAAGGUCCCAUCUAUAACUACCGUGUGGACAUCUCGAUCUUCUUCAUCAUCUACAUAAUCGUCAUCGCCUUCUUCAUGAUGAACAUCUUUGUGGGCUUCGUCAUCAUCACCUUCAGAGAGCAGGGAGAGCAGGAGUACAAGAACUGUGAGCUGGACAAGAACCAGAGGCAGUGUAUAUACUAUGCACUGAAGUCUCAGCCAAUAAAGGUCUACAUCCCGAAGAACCCAACGCAGUUUAAGUUCUGGUCCAUCAUUAACUCCUCAGGGUUUGAGUACAUCAUGUUUGUGCUGAUCCUUCUGAACACGGUCACUCUGGCUGUACAGCAUUACGAGCAGUCCAAACUCUUCAACUUUGUGAUGGACAUUCUCAACAUGGCGUUCACUGGACUCUUCACAGUGGAGAUGGUGCUCAAACUCCUGGCCCUAAGAAUCAGGCACUACUUCAUGGAUGCCUGGAACUCGUUCGACGCCCUGAUCGUGGUGGGCAGUGUGGUGGAUAUUGUGGUGACAGAGUUCAGCGUGAGUGGGGAGGAGAGCUCUCGAGUCUCCAUCACUUUUUUCCGCUUGUUCCGAGUGAUGCGUCUGGUGAAGUUGCUCAAUAAGGGGGAGGGCAUUCGAACCCUCCUCUGGAGUUUCGUAAAAUCCCUCCAGGCUCUGCCUUAUGUCGCCCUCCUCAUUGCCAUGAUCUUCUUCAUUUACGCUGUCAUUGGCAUGCAGACCUUUGGGAAGGUCGCCUUGCUGGACAACACGGACAUCAACAGGAACACCAACUUCCAGACCUUUCCGCAGGCUGUCCUGGUGCUGUUCAGGUGUGCCACGGGAGAGGCCUGGCAGGAGAUCAUGCUGGGCUGCCUGCCGGGGAAGCGCUGUGACCCCGAGUCAGACUACGAGCCCGGAGAGGAGUUCACCUGCGGCAGCAACUUCGCCUACCUGUACUUCAUCAGCUUCUUCAUGCUCUGCGCCUUCCUGAUCAUUAACUUGUUUGUCGCUGUCAUCAUGGACAACUUUGACUAUCUGACACGUGAUUGGUCCAUCCUGGGUCCCCAUCACUUGGAUGAGUUCAAAAGAAUCUGGUCAGAAUAUGACCCUGAGGCCAGUGGGCGUAUAAAGCACCUGGAUGUUGUGGCUCUGCUGCGCAGGAUCCAGCCUCCUCUGGGGUUCGGCAAACUCUGCCCUCACCGCGUGGCCUGCAGGAGGCUGGUCGCGAUGAACAUGCCGCUAAACAGUGACGGGACGGUCACGUUCAAUGCCACGCUCUUCGCCCUGGUCAGGACCGCCCUGAAGAUUAAGACCGAAGGGCCAGUGGUUCAGGAGAACGAGGAGCUGAGGAUCAUCAUCAAAAAGAUCUGGAAGCGAACCAAGGCCAAGACUCUGGACGAGGUGAUCCCUCCCCCUGAGGAGGAGGAAGUGACCGUGGGUAAAUUCUACGCCAGCUUCCUGGUCCAGGACUACUUUCGGAAGUUCCGCAAGAGGAAACUGGCCCUCAAAAAGAAGAACAAGUCCUCGGCCCUGCAGGCCGGACUGCGCACGCUGCAGGACUUGGGCCCAGAGAUGAGGCUGGCCAUGACCUGCGACCUGGAAGAGGAAGAGGAGGAGGAGGACGUGGUGUUGGACAUGGAGGAUGAGGACGACGAGACUUUCUACAAGAAUGAUACCGAUUUUGAGGGUCGCUCAGAGUACCCCAGUCCUGAUAAGAUGGAUCUUGGGAGUCCUGGGCCCCCCUUCAACCCCAUCCCCCCUUCAUCCCCCACCCCUCCUCCGCCCUCCCCCUCGCCUCUCCCACCUCCAGAGACCCCACCCAUAGAGAAGCUGUCCAACGGGCGAGUGGCUUACCCGUCCGUCACCACGGAAACUCUAUCAAAAACUCCCAACGGAGGCAGUAUGGUGGAGUGGGAGGAGCCAGUGAUGGAGGAGGAGGAGCCGCGUGAAAUUGUUCCUCCUCCAGUGGAGCGUGAUGUCAUCACACGGCAACCCAAACCUGUCACUAACAGCUUACCUAGGGGGGAUGCAGGCGAUGGAUAUUCGCUCCUCCCUCAGGAGGAAGAAGAGAUGGAGGUGACCUACUCUGGAGAGCAGGGUUACAACAGCAGGGAGGAGGACACAGAGAGCGUAGCAUCACAAGACAGGCAUUGGUUCCCAGAGCCUCCGGCGCCGUACCCUGGACACCGUGAACGCGCGCACAACGCCUCGCCUACCGGCCACGUGACACAUGCUAAUCACUACGGCAAUGGCUACACCAAGCCUCAGCAGCCACCUCGACGCCGGCUACUUCCUGCGACUCCCACGGGCCAAAAGCCUGUUUUUAACGUCCAGUCUCUGAGGCGACAGGACAGUAAUGAGGACAUCCCAAGCACCUACCAUCAGAACGCACCUCUCAGCAGGCUACACACACAGACCUACGUCAGCGGUGACUCCCGCCGCGGCAGCGUGGCCUCCAUGGCGUCUUCCUCCGCCUCCUGGGCCAACGGCAGCACCAACCCCCGGCGUGGGAGGCUCCUGUACGCCCCUCUCAUCCUGGUGGAGGAGGAGGGCCAGGGCCAGGGCCAGGGCCUGGGCCUGGGCCAGGGGCCCGGGAGGCUGGCCGGGGCCUGGGCGGACGGGAACAUGACGGUCCCAGCACCCCCCCGACAGGACUGGUACACGGGGCCCCCGGGGGGCCAGGCCGGGGUCUACAGCAGCCUGAGAGCCCCCACACAGCCGGCGUACCAGUACAAUAAGGGCAGCGCUGAGAGCCUGGUGGAGUCGGUCCUGAUCUCUGAGGGGCUGGGUCUCUACGCCAAGGACCCCAAAUUUGUGGCCUUUGCCAAGCGGGAGAUAGCCGACGCCUGUGAUAUGACCAUGGACGAGAUGGAGAACGUGGCCAGCGACCUGCUGCAGAGGGGGGUGGGGGCGAGUGGCCGUUUCGGGGUCCUGUACGAUGACGAGGAUUCCAUCAGGGCCCACGCAGAAGAGGAGCUGGGGGACGAGAUGACCUGCGUCAGCACCUUCUGA